Porites lobata is the source of this 839-nucleotide messenger RNA. Lineage: Eukaryota; Metazoa; Cnidaria; Anthozoa; Scleractinia; Poritidae. The record is from the annotation of a GenBank genome assembly.
AUGCAGAUGGGUGAGGAGAAUCUUCGAGUCGAAGAAAUUUAGAGCUGUUGGCUGCUGGUGCAUUAGUCACGUUUGCAAGGAUUAGCACUCUUGAAAAUAACAAAACAUACACAAAUCUGGAAGCUUGUACAGCUUAAUUGCCAGCUGAUUCCGCCUUAAGAUAAGAACCCAGCUGUAAGACCUAUUGGAGUCGGUGAGGUACGGCAGAGGAUUGUUGGGAAAGCCAUACUUUCAGUCAUUAAGUUAGAAAUCAUGAUCUUUGAUGAAGAGUCUACCAAUGCUAUGCUCCUGGCGGAUGCAGACCGAAUGGUCCUCCGAUCCUCCACAAUAUCAGGUAUUUAUGCCCACCAAUGCGUGGCUAUUUAUACAGUGUGUCAUCACGCCUAUUUGUACUUGGAGCAACUGAAUUUCAUCAUCAGAAGGGACCACAAAGGGCGCGGGAGCCCCCCCAACAAUGCCAGUAUAUGCUAUUGGUAUAAUACCCCUGUUGAAGAUAAUCAAACCUAAAACUCCAGAAGACAUAACAAUGAAACAUGUAGCCUUUGCAGGUGAACUGCUAGAACUGCGACGCUGGUGGGAUACCAUUGAUCCGUGGGGUCCUAAUGUUGGGACAUAACCCAAACGCGUCAAAGUCGUGGCUGGUCCUAAAGCCAACAUCAGAGGAGAAAGCACGAGAAAUCUUUGGAAGAACCAACAUUAACAUCGCCACAGAUGCGAGAAAGGAUCUUGUUGGCUACAUUGGAAGUGAAAGUGGAUGUGGCAAAUACGCUGAGGAAUUGGUAAGCUCGUGGUGUAACCAACUGAAAGUCCUGUCAAAGAUAGCAAAGACAGAACUGUAA